AUGGAGUAGCUCAAGCAGAAAUUAAAGGAAUUAGGAAAUCCUUAUCAUUUAUUAGAGCUAGAUGAUAAAAAGCAUCAUAGCAAGAAAGACAUUAAAUCAGCUUAUAAGGCUAUGGCUUUAAAGUAUCACCCUGAUAAAAACUCUAGUGAUGAUGCUUAAGAGAGAUUUCAUAAGAUAUAAUUAGCUUAUAAAUUGCUUAGUGAUCCGGAAUAAAUGAAAUAAUUAGAAGAGAUUAAAUAAACAACUUUCGACUAGCAAAAAAGAGUAGAUGAAAUGAAUACUACGCAAAGAAAGUUUUAUGAUGACUUGCUGAAGAGGGAAUAAGAAUUUAAGGAACAAGAAGAAGAGAGAAAGAAAUAAUAAAUGAAAGACCUACUCAAAAGACAUGAAAAAUAGAAAGAGAGGGAAUAAGAAAGAUAAGAAGAAGAAAAGCAAAGACAGUAAUAAAAAGAAGAAAAAAUAAGGUAGGAGCUAAGUAAUCAAGAGUUUCAUUCAAAAAUUAACUCAAUUAAAGUUAAGUGGAGCAAGAAAGAUAAAGUUUAAUAUAAUGAAAAAAUACUUAACAUGCAAUUUAGAUAAUAUGGACCAAUAAAACAUAUAACAAUCUUAGACUCAAAAAGAAGGGCGGUUAUAGAAUUUUUGACAGCAACUGCUGCAGAAAAUGCUGCCAAAGAAAACUCAACUCAAAACAACAGCGAUAGUUCUGAUAAUGAAAACGAAGAGCUCUAAAUUUAAACUCACUUAAAAGUUAAAUUUCUACUAAAAGAGAAAGAGCGUAAAGAAAUGAUCAAUUUAAUCGAAGUUAAAACGAAAGAAGCUAAUAAACCAAAAGAUAUGUCCUUAAAUACCAAUAACUUAAAUAAAAUUGCAGAUAUAUUAUCUAGAGGAAGUAUCUCUAAAGACCAAAGAAAGAAUAUUAUUAACAGUAGUGUUAGCGAACUUAAAAGAUAGCAAGAAAAAAAAAAGUACAUUGAAGAAUCUCUAUAGAAAGAUGACUGA
Molecule: messenger RNA, 999 nt
Organism: Tetrahymena thermophila SB210
Lineage: Eukaryota; Ciliophora; Oligohymenophorea; Hymenostomatida; Tetrahymenidae
Product: DnaJ domain protein
Exons: 1
Biological process (GO): spliceosomal complex disassembly
Cellular component (GO): spliceosomal complex
Molecular function (GO): nucleic acid binding
Source: RefSeq, a predicted model, not a curated record